UGAUGCGAGUCUCGCUCGAGCCUCUUCUCGCUCUUUGUGCUCCCUCAUAGAUUUCUUGCUUGUCAUUAUGAUCAUGCGAUUCCUUGCCCUUUUCAUCAACGGUUGAUCCGCCGCCCACACUCCUCAUUCUAUUGCAAUUGAAAGGCUCUAAGAUCUGCGACUUGAGUGGACCAUCCCGUCGGAGCUAGACCCCGGAUUUCUUCAGCCUACGCCUCUGUUGAAGCUGUACUCCAUUCCAGGCUUGGUAAUCAAUCAACAUGCCUCUGCUCUCACGCAAGACCUCAAAGGAGUCGCUCGAUAACAAGAGGGCUGUUUCUGCAGAACGAAACCCGGCCGACACCAAACCAUCGUUGCUGCGGCGCCUCAGCAAGAAGGUCACCAGAUCGGAGGAACCGGCAGCUCAACCAGAGAAGAAACAGGUGGAGCCCCAGCAUGAGCACCAGCCCAGUCAUACCAACAUCUCAGAAAACUACGUCGACAAGGUCCCUCACCCUCAAGUUGCUGAAGUGCCGCCGGUCUCCAGUCCUCAACACAUUCCAGUCCAAGCCAAGGAGCCAGAAGUACAUCCUGGCAGUCCGGUGAUAUAUGGGCACCCUCUCACGACAACAAGAAGUGCCGCCGAGCCCCAAGGACAGUCAAUAUCGGGCUCGGUCCCUGAGCCGGAGCCUGAGUCUAGGCACCAUCACAAAGGUCACAACGGUUUGACCAAGGACGACGUGCAACAUCUGUUCUCAGGAGCUCCGCAAUUCACGUUAGAAAAGGGUCGGCGAGGUCGAUACUUCCCACAAGCCUUUUUCCCCUGGAAUAAUGACCUGGAGACAUCGGAUCUCCAAGACCGAAGGUAUCUCCGGCACGAAAGCUUUGCUCUUUGCACGCUUCAUGCUCAUCUCCCCAUACCAGACGAGGUCGACUGGAUGCCGGGCAAGGCACCACCAGUGAAGCAUGAAGGCCUGGACAUUGGGAAGAGGCCCAUGUUCGAGUUGGGAAUCUUCGAAAGACCCAAUAUGCUAGCACUGGACGGAAGAGAACCCGGCACCAUCGGCAUGAGAUAUUUUCUGGAACGACCGGUCGCCGAUGGCAUCGCAGAUGAAAAAGUGAAGGAACAUGGCAAGGACGUCGAAGUUGACCUCGGACUUGACAAGGCGCCCACCAUGGAGGCAUUUAAGAUGUUGGCCAUAUCUAGAGACAACGACGAACUCAACGCUAAAGUUGGAAAACAUGCCCCGGCUCAAGAAAGGGUGAAGAACAUCCAGGACGGUCCUCGUGCCUGGAAAAACGUGGGCGUCAGACCCAUCACUAUGGAGACACUGGUGGACAGGCUGGAACUGAUUGAUACCUGGCGCGACAAGGUGAUCAACGCUGGUUGGCAAACCACGGUCCUGGAUCAGAUGAAAUCAGAUCAACUGCACGAGUUCCUCUUCAAUGAGUUGAUCUACCCGCCACGGAAAAUGCAAACAGACGCGCAUCAACCAGACAAAGUGGCAUUGAAGAUUCAAAUUGAAGCUCUUGUCAAAGUCCUGACCACUCCAGGGGUAUGGCUCGAUCUCAGUACUCCUGAAGCAAGAUUACGCUUCGGCAAGAUCUUGCAUAGUGGAAGCACACGCUAUGACCGUUCCACUGGCACUAUGAACAUCGAUCCGGAACGCAAAUGGCUCCUGGUCCAGCUUCUACUUGCCAUUGAACUGGUGAUCCGCCUCGAUGCGGCCCUGAGACUGGGGAUAGCCCUGCAUACCGAACAAUUCGAGAUCACGCCGGAAGAGAUCCACCACUUCAACAAGCUGCGCAAUCUGAAGGUCGAUUGGGACCUGGUGGCAGCACGACGCUUCUUGUAUCUCAGCUACGUGAAAAAGAUAGAGAAAAGAGUGCCUCAUCCUGAACCCCAGAGAUCGUCGCCGGCCCCUCAGCUCCACCGCCAAUCGACUGAUCACCACGGAGGCUUCAUGAGCGGUCUGCGGCACUCACUAGGUCUUAACGACUCCAAACUCGAAGAGCAACCAGACACCUGUGACCUCCUUAUUCUCCCACGCCAGCCGCAUGUCAUGGUUGACGGCGUCGUGCGCUUCGCCAACAAUAUAGGAUGGCCGCGAGCCCAUGAGGUUCAAGAAGGUCUCGCUCAGAAGCUCUGCCAAGCGCUGUCCCCGGACCGAGAGAAGUUCCUCAUGGACGCUGUAUCCUGCACGGACGGCGUGCAGCCUAGUGCGAACCAGAGCUCCUCAAGUCUAGCACCUCACAUCACACCAUCACUCGAGACAUUUGCCCUGGACCUGCACCCAGCUACCUCAAGCACAAUCGGGGGCUGGCUCUCUCACAGCUGGCUCUCUGGCCUCAUCCUUCCAGGCACCUCGACGUGCGAUAUCCUGAUGGCCACACUCCUUGAAAACGACGCCGACCCGACAAUGCUGAAGGACUUCGGCGCGUUGGAUCAUAACCUCCCCUUCCGCGCAUCGGGCUUUAUCCUCAACGGCUCGUCGUGGUGGUCCAAGUCCAGCGUCCUUGGACGGGUCUUUGCGCCUUUGCCCAACGCCAGAGAGAGCAUGGCAUGGGUCUAUCUGCCGGAUUUUGUGCCGCUGUACGAGGCAACUUCCCAACCAGUGCCGAACCGGUGGUUGAAGAUCAAGACAUUCCCUGUCCCAACGGCUCGCGAACGACCGCGCAUAUUCGAUGGGGACAAAUUAGCCAUGGAGUCCACGCCGUUGGGCAUCGGCAAGGGAGGCGUCAUGAGUUCCGAAUUCAGCAUGGUGACAGACCACGUUCUGGACGACGUACCAGCCCCAGAGGUCGUCGUCACAGCUGUCACGGUCCAUCUAUCCAACACAAACGCCACAGCCACAAGUGCAGACAACGUCUUGUCGGCGUGGGCGCAGUUCCACAUUACCAUUUCCAACCCGAAUUCGCCAGAUAGACCCGUCUCAAGACAAGUCCGCUACGGCCUCGAUCGGGCCGUGUACUUUGUCACGGCGCAUCCUUGCCGUCUUCCACACGGGCACGCGACGUUCCCGUCUGGCUCGACUGAGCAACAGCACCCACGUCACAAGCACUCCGAACAUCUGCCCGCGCACCCACUGCACAAGACGUACAAGUUCGUCGUGAAGACACUCGCCGAAAUCAUAGAUAAUCCGAACAUCGAUCCCCCUACGGCUGGCUCCGCGGGCGCUGCCGAGGUCUGGAUCGUGGAUGCUAGGGAGGAAGCUCCUGGUCUGGCUGCCAGCCAUGCGAGUAGUGGUACUACCGGUGCUGCUGCCUGGCCGGGUGCCGGGCCCGAUCCGGAGAAUACGCAGACGAGAUGCAAGGAUAUCCUUGUCCGGGCGUGGUGUGCUGAAAAGGGGCAGAAUGCGCUGAUAUCGCGUGUGGGCAGGACGUGUCUUAGCUGUUCCAUCAGGGAGGCCAGGGCUUUGGAGAUUGGGGUCGUCGUUAGAGUUGGUGUGAAGGAUUGAACUGGCCACCGAAUGUCAAUGACAUAGAAGCCAGGCUGGAUGGUGUCGUACUUGUAAGAUGAGUGACGGCGUUUGGUUAUGAAGCGGCGACAGAACAUCACCUAUCGGUACACCCAGAUAUGACGAUGGUCGAUGCACUGAUGACAGGAAAUUCCGGGUUCACGAUAUGAAUUGUGAUAAUUUACGCGAAAGUGAAAGCGUUGUGAAGAAGAACCGGCAUGGCAUAGCAUGGAGGACAAUAUUCACUCAAUAUUCCUCUGGAGUGGAAAGUAAUCUAUACCUACGAAUAGUGAAGCAAGCUGGAUGGACUGUACUCUUGAGAUAACAUUGGCAAUGAAAUGGAUUGUCAUAAGCUUCAAAA
Messenger RNA from Exophiala viscosa, 3795 nucleotides. RefSeq lists its product as uncharacterized. The record is from RefSeq and is a predicted model, not a curated record. NCBI's taxonomy places the organism in Eukaryota, Fungi, Ascomycota, Eurotiomycetes, Chaetothyriales, Herpotrichiellaceae. The transcript has 2 exons. The coding region runs from base 258 to 3434 and encodes 1058 amino acids.